UAGGCUCCUCCUAGUGUGGCCUGAACAAUGCCAUUUCAAAGGAUGAGGAGAAGGUGAAAAAUGUCUCAAAAUCUAAAAAGGAAAACAAGGAGGAAAAAAACAUUGAUGAGAAAAACAAAAGUUCAAAACAUGAUUCACCACCUUUGCCCAAGAGUGAGAAAGAACCAAGUAACAGGAAACGCAAGAAUAAUCUGGUAGGAGAAAACCUGGAAAAAAAGCACAAGGAAGACGACUCUGAGAUGCAUAUUACCAGAGAAGUAAAGAUUGAACAAAAGGAGAGCUAUGAUGCUACAGGAAAGAAAGUGAAAGAAAACCUAUUGAAGAGAUCGACAUGUCAGGAAUCCUUUGAAGACAUGCUGAUGGGCAUGGAUGAACAGCUCAAAGAAUUCUGUGCCAGGAAGCAGAAAAAUAAGGAUAGGAAACACAAAGAAAGGGAAAAAGUCAAUACCACCAAUAAACGACAAGAGAAGGAAGAAAGUAGUCUUAGCAGACUAAAUAGAGGGCUGAAAUCAGCAGAUAGUGAUUCUAGAGAGGCAACUGAAAAACUGAUGAGCAAAGAACUUCCAGAGCAGGAAGACGAGCAUUCUGAUGAACUACAGAUCACCAGUGAAGCUUCUGGAAAUCAAGAAAGCAAGAAGUUAGAAAAAGGUGAUAAACAGAAGGAUGAGGAUCCUUCUACAAGAGUGAAGGAAGAUCAAGAUUUGAAUGGAAAUGGGAUUCCUGUUGAAAAUAAGAAAACAAAAAGGGUCCACUGCCAUACAGGUUCUGGCCAUUCCGAUGUAAAACUCAAGAAACCAAAAGUAGAGAAAACUGAAGAUGAUGAUUUACCUCAGACAUCAUCUGCGUGUAAGGCAGCAACAAGUAACUCUGCGAAGCUGAAGAAAUCGAAGACCACAAUCAAAGAAAAGGAGGGAAAGCAGAAAUUGAGGAAGGAGGGAAAAAGCAAGACUCAAUUGAAAGAGGAGGAAGAGAAGAAAAAAGAUGCAGAAAAAUGGAAAUGGUGGGAAGAAGAACACUAUGAGGAUGGUGUGAAAUGGAUGUUUCUUGAACACAGCGGUCCACUGUUUGCACCUGAAUAUGAGCCACUUCCUGAUGGUAUUGAAUUUUAUUACGAUGGUAGUCCUAUGAAAUUAAGCCUGGCAGCAGAAGAAGUGGCUACCUUCUAUGCUAAGAUGCUGGAUCAUGAGUACACUACAAAGGAUGUCUUCAGGCAAAAUUUUUUUCAUGACUGGAAGAAGGAAAUGAAUGAGCAAGAGAAAAAAAUAAUCACCGACCUAGAUAAAUGUGAUUUCACACAAAUGCAUCAAUACUUCACUGAAAAAGCAGAGGCCAAGAAAGCAUUGCCCAAGGAGGAGAAACAGAAACUAAAAGUAGAACAAGAUGUAAUCGCUGAGAUAUAUGGCUACUGUGUAAUGGAUGGACAUCGGGAGAAAAUUGCAAACUUCAAGAUUGAGCCUCCAGGUCUGUUUCGUGGACGUGGCGACCAUCCAAAGAUGGGAAAACUAAAGAAAAGGAUCAUGCCUGAAGAUGUCAUUAUCAAUUGCAGCAGAGAUUCCAAUAUUCCAGAACCUCCAAAAAAUCACCACUGGAAGGAAAUACGUUUUGAUAAUAAAGUAACCUGGCUGGCAUCAUGGACAGAAAAUGUUCAGGGGCUACUUAAAUAUGUCAUGCUCAAUCCAAGCUCAAAACUUAAGGGUGAGAAGGAUUGGCAGAAGUAUGAAAUUGCUCGGCGCCUAAAGGACAAAAUUGAUGCAAUCCGGAGUCAGUAUCAUAGAGACUGGAAAUCAAGGGAAAUGAAAACACGGCAACGAGCAGUGGCAUUAUAUUUCAUUGACAAGUUAGCACUAAGAGCUGGGAAUGAAAAGGAGGAAGGAGAAACUGCUGACACAGUUGGUUGCUGCUCACUCCGUGUUGAACACAUUAAGUUGAAUGAAAAUGAUAAAGGGCAGCAGUGUGUGGUAGAAUUUGACUUCCUUGGAAAGGACUCAAUCAGAUAUUAUAAUAAGGUUCCAGUGGAAAAACAGGUGUUCAAGAAUCUAAAAUUGUUCAUGGAGAAUAAGGAUCCUACAGAUGACCUGUUUGACAGAUUGAAUACCUCGGAUUUGAAUAAACACCUUCAGGAGUUGAUGGAAGGGCUCACUGCCAAAGUGUUUCGAACAUACAAUGCCUCCAUCACAUUGCAAGAACAAUUGGCUGAAUUGACUGAUCCUGAAGAAAGUAUCGCAGAAAAAAUCCUGUCUUACAAUCGAGCCAACAGAGCAGUGGCCAUUCUUUGCAACCACCAGAGGACACCCCCGAAAACGUAUGAGAAAUCCAUGAAAAAUAUUCAGGCCAAGAUUGAAGCCAAAAAGGAACAACUUGCAGUGGCAAAGAAAGAUCUAAAAAAUGCCAAGGUGGAUCAUAAAGUUAAAAAAGAUGAAAAAUCAAAACAAAUGGUAGAGAAGAAGAAAAAACAUUUACAGAGGAUAGAAGAACAACUAAUGAAAUUGGAAGUUCAAGCAACUGACAGAGAGGAGAACAAGCAGAUUGCAUUGGGCACUUCCAAACUCAACUAUCUUGAUCCCAGAAUCACUGUUGCUUGGUGCAAGAAAUGGCAUGUUCCUAUUGAGAAGAUCUACAACAAGACACAGCGAGAGAAAUUUGCCUGGGCCAUUGAUAUGACUGAUGAAAAUUUUGAAUUCUAAAGAAAAAGUGCUUAUUGAAAAAUAAGUGCGCAGUAUCUCAGGGAGUGGAAAAAAAAUCUGUACUUGAACACUGUUCAUCGAAUUUGUUUCUUUCAAUAUGUUAAAAUGUUUUUUUUUUCAGUGGCUUUGUUGCACAGUUGAUGGAAAAUGUUAAUUUGAAAAAAUUAAGAUGAAAGUUUUGAAAUAUGUAAAGCUUAAUGAAAGUAAACGUUUUGGCUUAACAGUGCUGUAUCACAGCAUGCUUUGAUAAGUGCAUAUUGAGAAGUGAUGAGUCUCUUGAGAGAAAGCAUGCAAUUAAAUGGUGCCUUAGUGCAUCUUGCUAUUAUCUAAAAGACGUUCAUGUUAACCUGCAAGUUCCCUCUAAACAUUUGUUUUGGAAGUUGCGGGCAGUUUGUUUUAAAUGCAUGACCCUUGUUUUGUGUAGUUAUGGCCAUAUGCAAAUGAUAACUUAAAGGGGCUGACCUUUGUGUGGUCUGAAUUGGAAUGCAAGACUUUGUGAAGCUCCGAAGAGAUGAUGGUUACAUGAAAAGUGCACAACCAUUGCAAUUGUGUAUGAAUAUUGCACAACAUAAAGCAGAAUGUAGUAUCUCAGUCUAGCUCAAGCUAUUCUGGAGAAAAGUAUAGAACAAAACAAAAACAAUUGAAUGGAAACCAUACCCUGAAAGAAAGCUAGAAAACUCAAGCAUCUAGCCCUCCUGUUUGUAGAUUAGUAUAGUCUAGGAUUGGGGUCAAGUAAUCCCUAUAUUUUUAGGCCUAAAAAGAAAACCAAGGGAAGCAAAUUAAUUGUAGAUUAUAAUCUAAAAAUAUUAUGCUUAUAUAUGGCAUUAUAUAUGUAAUGUGUAAUAAAGUCACUUAAAACAAGAAGAAACGUUGCUUGAAAAUAUCUGAGGAAAUUACUUUUUUAAAAAAAAUCAUGUACUCAAAAUCUUACCCUAUGCUGGACUGGAAGAAAUAACGAGUUUAAAGACCAACUGGAAAGGCGACAGUCAAAAGACAAUAUUGAAAGUCUCUCCUUACACUAAAUCUAGUUUCAAGAAUAAGAUUUUCUGAUAAAUGUAUUCUUCUUCCCAACACCAUCUAAGUAUUAAGUAAAUCUGAAGAACUAAGUGCUGGAAAAAUACCAGACCCACACAAAAAGAAACCAGCAAGCGACUAAACGAAUCUCAAACCUUGACCUCUUAACCUUCUCAUCAUGGUCACAAUACCAUAUAAGCAAAAAGGGAAUAUUUACAAUCUGUUCUCUUUUGUAAUUUGUGUCCCUUAUUUGAAUUUACUUUUACUAACUUGUAAUGUGGCAGUGUAAUAUUUGCUUACACGACAAAUGUUCCACCUUGGAAUUAAUAAAAAAAAAUCCAAUACAGAGCCUCCAAGAAAUAGUUGUGUGGAGAGUUUGUUAGGUGUGAUUUGACCAACCUUGUUUGAGAAUGAUGUGUAUUCUGUCCAGCGUACCACAAAUGAGCUCAGUUUACCCAAGGAGGAUAAAACCGGAUCCAUUGCAGACAAUUAACGAAGGGCAAUGAGAUGUAGUAUCUAUUAAUUGAACUAUCAAAAUCUGUUCUGGAAGACUUGAAAGCGCAGACCAGCUACAAAUAAAUUCAGAAUGUUUCAUUCUGCUUCAACCAAAUGUUUUCAACAUAUCACCACAAAUAUUAAAAUAAUGCAGAUUAAUGAUCAUUGGAUAAUUUGGAUGAGGAAACCCAUUCGAUUCAUCUUAAUUCAUUCGGGACUGGAUGCUAUAUUCGAGAUGUCAUCUGGAAAGAGUAUGAAAACGUUUGAUUACUAUCUUCUCUGACAAUUGUUUUGACUAUAUAGUUCAACAUCCAAUUUAUGACUUCUGCAUUGGUUUAUUUAUUGUAUAUCCUAAAACAAAGAUCCGUAUUAUACUUGUUUAUUUCAGUGUU
Chiloscyllium plagiosum (whitespotted bambooshark) is the source of this 4585-nucleotide messenger RNA. The record is from RefSeq and is a predicted model, not a curated record. NCBI's taxonomy places the organism in Eukaryota, Metazoa, Chordata, Chondrichthyes, Orectolobiformes, Hemiscylliidae.